UCUACUUCAUAGAGAUGUAUUUACUCACACUCAUACCCUAGCCACAACUCGGAACCCCUAAACGGGAAACUUCUCCUUUAAGAACACUAUUACCUUGCAAAAAGGCAAGGUGAUGGAUCUUGCUUCUUUUGCCCUCAUCCCCACCCACCCCAGCCUCUCCUACCUUAAAAAAAAAAAAAAAAUGUAUGAUUCAGUGUGUGCACACGCAGACGUUGCGUUGCCACCUUCCCCUCCCCCCGUAUUUAGUUUUUAAUAUUUUUUUUUCCAUCCUCCUCCUCUUCCCCCUCCCCUUCCUUCCUUCCCUCUUUUCCAGAUUGUGCUUUGAAGGUUGGAUUGAAUGGGAGAGAGUUCGGCUCUCUUUGUCAUUUUUCUUCCCUCCCAACGGUGUUCAAGCUCCUUCCGGGUCAACAAUAAUUAUCAUCCUUCUAAUCACACCCGAGAUCGCCAGCACCACUAGGCAGCAGAGGCCGACCACAGCCCCGCAGGUUGCUGGAGGGGUGGAGGAAAGGGGGAAGGGCGGGGGGAUACGGGGGCGGGGAGGGGAGAGUAGAGAAGGAGGGCGGAGGAGGAGGAGGGUGAGGAGGGUGAGAAAAAAGAGAAGGAGCCAGUCUGGUGGCGGGAGAGAAGAAUGGGAGUAAGGGGCAAAAGAGAGCCAAGUAGUGUCACGGCUGCUAGAAAGACUGGGAGCUCCGAGACUCGCUCCUGGAGCUUCUGAAUCCCGGAGGGCUUGGCAAGAUCGCAGUGAGCUGGCGAACCUGGGCACAGUAACUGCAGAGACUAGGGUAUGGAGAGGAACAGCUCGGGCGGAGCGAAGCUGAGUGCCAGCCACCGCCUGGCAGGGGAUGGGCAGCAGCAGCAGCCCCUGAAGUCCUGUACCCUGGGCAGCAGCAGCGGCGGUGGUGGCGGCGCUGGCGGUGCCCCUCGGGGCCAGGCUGGGGCGGCGGCGGAUCUCGGGGAGCUCCUCCAGAGAGCCCAGGAUUUCAAGAACCAAGGAGCGCAGUGCUACAAAGACAAAAAAUUCCGCGAAGCCAUUGGCAAAUACCACCGGGCACUUCUGGAGCUCAAGGGGCUGCUGCCAGCCCUGGAGGAGCGGGACAAGGACACCCAAGCACCUUCCACCACCCACGGGGCCAAGCUGUGCCACCUAACCGAGGAGCAGAGCAAGACCGUGGAAGCCGUAGAAAUCGACUGUUACAACAGCCUGGCAGCCUGCCUACUCCAAGCUGAAUUGGUGAAUUAUGAACGAGUCAAGGAGUAUUGUCUCAAAGUUCUGAAGAAAGAAGGGGAAAAUUUCAAAGCUCUCUACCGAUCAGGCGUGGCUUUUUACCACCUGGGUGACUAUGACAAGGCACUCUACUACCUGAAAGAAGCAAGGUCCCGGCAACCAACAGAUACCAAUGUGAUACGGUAUAUCCAGCUGACAGAGAUGAAGCUCAGCAGAUGUUCCCAGAGAGAGAAAGAAGCCUUGUAACCAGGAAGCUUCCUCCAGAGAGGGACCCAUGGUGGACAUUGUGCUUCCAGGGGCCCAGCAGGCGGAUUUCCCUUUCCUGGGUUUGGUCUUUUUCCUGCACUUCUCCCAUCUUCCUUCAAAAGCCCCCAUAACUCUUUGUCUGCUCCCCGUAUGAAGGGAAAGAGGGAGCGAGCAAGAUGAAGCCGGCAUAACACUUGGCCACUUGUCAGAAAACGGUCGAAGCCCUACUCCUUGGAUGAGAAGAAGCCUGAAGAGGAGAUUGGGUCAAACUGGGAAAGGUUUAGCCGGUGGUUUCCAUACCUGAAAGGCAAUUCAUGUUAAAGGCAACCUUAAUUAAGUCUGUGAGCUAUAGUCCCUUCUAAUCAGCCCCCUGAUGGACGAAGCCAUCCCUCCCCAGCCCUAACAGACACAUCUGGGAGACGGGCACGGAAAGAGCUGGAGACCUCAACCCUCUCCUAGAGGGAUGUAGAUGUAUAUACUGAUGUCCCUCCCCGUCUAGUACUCCUGUUCUUGGCUCCUGUUGCAAUCUAUGUGCCCCAAAUCCCAGAUCUCCCUUUGGGGUUCUAGGUCUAGGUCUCUGUUAUAGGCUUAUCUGUCCCUGAAGCCCCCACUAAAUGCCUUUUCAAUGAACUUCCAUGCCAUUCUCAUAGAGCAAUGCUGAUGGCAGAAAGGGGCAGGUUUGGGAAAGUUAAGGCAAGGGAAGGCGGGAGGGGAGGGGAGACUCCCCAGUGGGAGGGAGGGCAGUGAGGCAAAAGCUGAAAAAGCUUUGUAUAAAUCAGGGGAUAAAACUAUGGACAAAUUAAGUGCAAAUAAAAAUAAAUUAAUAGGUGAUAAUUCCUGUCAUUUCUUUUAGAAAUUGCCCACCCCCAACCACUUUUUCCUCCCCUCAUCCCAUACACUGAAGUCAAGGAUGUACUCACGCAGCACUGGAUGACCUCCAAAGCAGCUGGCCAUUUACUUAGUUCCCUGUGGAGUUGCUUAUACUCUGUACUGUGCGUCCUUUGCAGCGGUGUCUACCCCAGCAUGUGUGCUCCCAAUGGAAUUCAGCAAGCAUUUAUCAAGCACCUUCUUUGUAUGUUCUAGGACUGUUCGAGGUGCUGGGGACACAAAGACAUGAUACAAAGAGUCCCUGCCCUCGAGGAGCUUUCAUUAUUCCCUUCAUGAACUUAAGUUUAAUCUAGUCAAAGUUGGGGAGAAAGACUUCACUUGAGUGAUAAGUUCAUUUCUGGACAGCUAUAAUAGUUAGGAAGUUUUCCCUCAUUUUGAGACACAAUCUGUCUUCUUGUAACUUCCACCCAUGAGUCCUUGAUUUUACCUUCCUGGGCCAAACAAAGCAAAUUGAAUCUAUCUGUCACAUAACCACUAAAUGUCCACCACCUAAGAUUUUUCUUCUCUAGACUAAACGUCCCAACGGGUUUUCUACUCUUUCAGUAUCAUGUCGAUCGCUCUCCAGUAGGCAUUCUCCAUUUUGACCCUACCUUCCUUAAAAUAGGGCAUUCAGAGCUCCGCUCAGCAUUCCAAAUGUGUUCUGAAUGGAACUGAGUGCAAUGACCUCCCACCCUCCCCUUCCAAGAUCUGGACAUCAUGCCCUGGAAUUGCAUUAGCUUUUCCAGCAGCCAAAGCACACUGCUGACUUCUAUGGCAUUCAUAGUCACUUAAAAAUUCCUUGGGUCUUUGUCACAUGAAUUGCAUUCUAGGCUUAUCUUCCUCACUUUGUAUUUGUGCAGUUGAUUUUUUUGAGUCCAACAUCAGGACAUUGUGCUUACCCUUACUGAAUUUCAUCUUUACUUCGACCCAACAUUCUGAUUUGCUGAAAUCUUUUCGGAUCCCACAUCUAAGAUUCCAUUGUAUUAUUGAUCUCUCCUAGCUCAAGAACAACCAUUUCAUAAAAUCAGCUAUAGAAUCUGCUUUUCUGAUGACAUUGAUAUUAGUUCUGUUUUCCUAAGUUAUCCUUUUCUUUUGCCUACCAGUUCUCAAACAUUUUGGCUCAGGAUGCCUUUACCUUCUUAUAAAUUAUUGAAGAUCCUAAAGAUCUUUAGUUUAUAUGACUUAUAGCUAAUGUUAUUUACUAUAGUAGAAUAAUAAUAAUAGAUAAAAUUUUAAAAUAUGUAUUCAUUAACAAUAGAAAUAAGCCCAUUACAUGUUAACAGAAAUGGCAAUUUUUUGUGAAAAAUACUAUUUUCCCAAACAAAAAAAUUGAAAAGAGUGGCAUUGCUUCACAUAUUUUCGCAAAUCUCAUUAAUGUCUGGCUUAUUGGAAAACUGCUAGGUUUCCAUAUCAGGUUUUGCACUCAAUCUAUUGUGAUAAGUUGUUUUGGUUGAAAUUUAUGAAGGAAAUCUGGCUACAGAGAUAUGUAGUUGGAAAAGGGAGGAAUAUUUUGGUAGGCAAAUAACAUCUUAGCAUUAUUAUGAAAAAUUUAUGACCUCAAGGACCCCCUGAAAAGGUCAUGAGGAAUCCCCUGGGUCCAUGGAACACAUUUUGAAACCUGUUGCAUUAACCCAUGAUCUAGAUAUUGAGAGCAAGUGAAGAGUUGGAGGUUGAAUUUCAUCUUUCAUUCUCCUCAGCUCCAGGUUAACAGGACUUCAUGAUUAUAUUGCACUUUAUAGUUUACAAAGCACUUUCCUCACAAGAAUCCUAUAAGGCAGGCAGUGUUAUCUCCACUUUACAGAUGAGAAAAUAGUAUCAUUGCUAAGUAUAUCUGCCCAGGAAAAUCAAACAGUAAGCAUGUGCUAAGUGCUUAUUUAUUAUGUAUCAAGCUGUUGGGGAUACAAAGACAAACACAAAACUUUUCCUGUCCUCAAAUGCAACAAAAAGGGGAUAGGAGAGUUAAUAGCAAAGAGGGAAUCUGGAAAGACCUCAUGUAGGAGGUGGUGGAAUUUAGGCUGCACUUUGAAGAUGGUCAGGAAUCUAAAAGGGGAAUCUAGGUGUUGUCGUAAAAAGAGCUCUAGAUUUGGAGUCAAGAAACUUAACUAUGGUUAAAUUUGGCUUCAGAUGCUAGCUGUGUGACCCUGAGCAAGUCACUUAACCCUGUUGGCCUUAGUUUCCUCAUCUCUCAAAUAAGCUGGAGAAGGAAAUGGCAAGCUACACUGGUAUCUUUGUCAAGAAAACCCCAGAAGGGGUCACAAAGGGUCAUCCACAACUGAAAUGAUUCAACAACUUCGGAUUCUAAGAGGUAGAGGUGAGGGAGGCAUAUAGCUAAUAAGUGUCAGAUCCAGCUUUUACUUUGGGUUCUAAACACUUAGCCCGGAAGUAUUUCUUCUUUGAUUGAUUCAUUGCCUUCUGAUUUGAGGUCCAGCCUCUUUCCAUUACAUCCCACUGUUUUUCUUCCUACUCCCUAUACAGUAUUGAUUCCAAGAUGGAAAGUAAGGGGUUAAAAAAAAAACAAUUAGAGUCCAAUUCUCCUGACUUCUUUCUCCUGAUUCUUCUAUCAAUAAAUGUUCAUUUAAAACUUGAUUAGGACUGUAUGGUACAAGAACAAAUCAAUCACGUUCUGAAUAAGUACUUACUGAUGAUACAAAGCAAUAUGAGACAUGUAGUAUCAUAGACUUGAGUUGGAAGAGACUUUAGAGUUGAAUGAAUCCCACUCCUUUAUUUAAGAGAUGAGUACACUAAGACCCAGAGAGUCUUAAGUAAAUUCAUCCAAACACCUAUAGGCGGAGAAUGGCUGAGAGAAGAAAUAAUCCACAUUCUCUGUCUUCUAAUCCAACACUUCCCAGCUUGUGGAGUGAUUGUCAACACUCACUCACUCUUACCACUUUGCAGUCUGGAGUGGUAAAUCUCAUGGAACAAGGGAAUUACCAAACUUCAAAAACAAUCAAUCCAGACAAUUUGAUGCAGGACAAGAAUGUAGGAUUUGGAAUCAGGAGAGAUUUAAAUUUCAUUGCAGAUCAAAACUGUAACUAAGGUAGGGUGACUGAAACAUUUUUCCAGGGAGCUGAAACUUAAAGAGUGCAAACAGGUCCCAGAGCAUAUUUCUUCUCCUCGUCUAGAAGCUGUAACCUUCCUCAUCCCCUGACACCCUUGUGAGCUCUCCUCGCCUCUACUUCCCACAGGCAUAAAAAAUUCCUAUUUAAAGCUCUGAAACUCACUAGCUAUAUGACCAUAGGUAAAUUAUUUUACUUCUCUGAACCUCAGUUUCUUAUCUGAAAAAUGGAGAAAAUAAUGCCUAUAAUACUUAAUCCAUAAGGUUGUUGUGAGGUUCAACUGAGAUAACAGGUUAAGUGCUUUGCAAAUCUUAAAGCUUUAAUUAAUGCCAGCAAUUGUUAUUAUUAUUGCUAGUAAUAAUAAUUUCAUUCUCAUCUUUUUGACUACUGAUACUGAUUUUGAAUUCUGAUAAAAAGAGUCCUGGAAUAAGCCACUAUCAUGCUACCAUAUUUUUAUAUCUAAUGUUUUGUAAAAUCUUGCAUAAAUGGAUAAAAUAUCUGUUCUUUGUAACUGAAUAAAAAUAUUAGAAUGUACGCUUAUCUCCUAUGGGUUCACUGAAAGUAUCUUUGAGACAACUCUAGUAGCAGAUAGGCUGAAAGUGAUAAUAUGUACCCUAUUUCAUCUCCGCCCAUGAAUUUUUUUCCUCUGCUGCUUUUCUAAAAUUUGAAAGUAUAUCGUUCCACAUAGAUUGAAGAUUAUGAUAUUUAUUUGUUUGUUUUAAUAGAUCAAUGUCAUUUCCAUGUGAUUAUGGGCAAUAGUUCAGUCUGUAAAAAUGGUAUGUUUGAUUAGUUUAUUGACUUUGUUCUCCAAGAUCUUGAUGGGGGAGGGAGGGUAUCUGUAUUUGUAGUAUGGGAAUUUGUCAUCUAUCAAGCCACAAAAGACUGAGCAAAGCUUCUGAUGCAUAAUUCUAGCCACCAGGUCAAGCCUUGCUAAGUAUUCAGUAGGUGCUACAUUUUUACAGUCUAUAUGGUAUGAUUUGCAUACUUUCUAUGCCAUUUCCUUGUAUUAUUUACACUGAUCACUAAGUCUGAGCUUCCAUUGGAUAAUCCUUCUGUAAUUUCCGGUGGUAGUGUUCUCUUUUGGAAUUGUUGUCAUUACUCCUUCCAUUGCCCUCCAAAAAUCUAUGUGACAGCCAUUCGUUUAAUGCUCCCUUGGUGACAUUGUUGACUGAAUUGACACAAAUGUCAACCAUGAAGCAUUUUUUAAAUUCUAUUUUCGAUAUUAGCUGUUUCAUAGACUCCAUCUAAGAGUAAAUCACUUUAAGUUACAUUCGACAAAUCCAACAGCAUUUACUUGUUAUUAGCCUUUACUUGGCAAAGUGAUGUCUGCUUGUUCUAAAAGUAUUCUGUAGGUUUUUGACCUGUAAAUCAUGUGCUCUAAAAACUAUCUAUCAACAAAAGGCAGUAUAAAUGUUAUAGCAUUUUCAUGUGGUUUGUUCAAUAAUUACCAGGUCACUAAUAAGUUUCCUUUUACACUCCUAGAACUUUUGGGCACACAUUUUUGCUAAGCCAAUAUGUUGUUUUCUUAUGUGUUUAUAGUUUUUUUUCAUGGUACUCCAAAUGCUUUUUAUAAAGUACUUUAAAGUGUAAUUCCCUUAUAUUUGAGGAAGUAAUUGGUGUUCUCAUCUUUUAGUAAUAGAUAUGUGAUGCUUUCUGUUAAGCUGGUAAAGUGCCUUGCUAAUAAUUCAUGCUCUACUAUGGAACAUCUGAGCCAAUAAUUAUGGAUCUUAUUGACGAUGAUGAUGAUUAUAAUGAUGAUGAUAUUGAUGUUUUCAUCUUCAUGUUCAAUGGAGUACAAAUAGAAACAGUCCUAGAACAAGUCACACUAUCUUACUGCUAUUGUGCUUUUAUGUUUAAUGUUUAGCCUAUUAUUGUGUGAGUAGAUUAAGUGAUUGAUUUUUUUUGUAAUUGAAUUAAAGUGUUGGGAUGCAAAUUUA
Molecule: messenger RNA, 7331 nt
Organism: Monodelphis domestica (gray short-tailed opossum)
Lineage: Eukaryota; Metazoa; Chordata; Mammalia; Didelphimorphia; Didelphidae
Source: RefSeq, a predicted model, not a curated record